GCACGGACCCUGCGUGAUGUAGAGUCCCAGCUGGCAGAAGGAGAAAGGGUGCAGGUUUCUAUGUCCUGGAGUAUUUUUAGCAGCCCCCGCCCCGUCCUGCUCUGUCCUGUCGCUGAGAUGCUGGUGUCCAGAGGAAGAGGAGUGGUGGAGGGAAGAGGAAGUGAGGAACAAUGACUCCGUCCACAGAAGAGCUGGACCUCAGACUGGACCUGGACUUGAGUGUGGAUCUAAACAUUUGGAGCCAAAAAUGGAAGUUUGUUGAGGGAGCAUGUUGGUGACAAAGAUUGAAGUCAGAGAGGCCUGUGAUUGGCUGAGAGCCGCCGGCUUCCCUCAGUACCUGCAGCUGUUCUGCGACGGCAGGUUCCCCAUCGACCUGGACUGGGCCCGGCAGGAUCAUCGCUUCCUGGACGACGACGCGCUGGACUCCCUCUGCAGGAGGCUGAAGACUCUCAACAAAUGUGCGGCGAUGAAGAUGGGGCCGCGGACAUUAAAACGUCGGGCUGAUGACAAUGAAGACGUCUUUACCAUCAGCCCCAACUGGACCUACAACAGAAGCAUGCGGCAGUGGCAGCACCUGGACCUGCCCGACAGCCCGGCCUCGCUGCGACACGCCUCUCUGAAUGACGUGAGCGACCCCCACGACCUCAGCGGGAGCAGCAUCGAGGGGCCAGUCGGCUCAGAGCGAGAGUCCUUCCGGAUCUGGACCCAGAAGAGCUGCUCCCUGGACAGCUCCUUCAGGAGGCCGCCAUCCUCUGGAGACAGACCCUCAUGGUACCGAGACAAGCCUCCGAGGAAGAAGAGUUCCAGCCUGUUGAAGAAGAUGGAGAAGCUGCGACUGAGAGGAGCCGGUAGUUACCGUGACGACGAGGCCACCAGUGGAGUGCAGGAGGAAGGAUGGAUGACCAGAAGCUCUACAAGUCUUCCCAGUCGAGCCGACAGCGGCGUCUCGUCAUCCUCACCUGCUUCCUCUCGCACCAUCAGUAGCAGCAGCAGCCAAUCAGAGAGCAGCAGCGUGGUGAGCACGCCGAGUCCAGUGGCACGAGUCCGGAGCAACUGCAAACGCUACAACAGCGGCGCGGGCCGGGAUUUGACCCCGAAUGUCAAGCGCCGCCAUAGGGUCAGCGCCGGCCGACACGAUCUGGUCUUCGAGGUCCCAGAUGGACACAAACCCGGCACCUUCCCGACCUCGCUAGCCUGCCAGCACCCGGCGCUGUCCUCCGUCACCCUUGACUCGUCCGUCACCUGGAGGACUGGAAGUUUUCACGGCUGCCACGGACGACGGAGUCGGAGCUCAGGCCAGGAGACCACCUCCAGCGGCUCCAGUCCUCUCGCCCUCCCGGACCACCGGAUGAGCGUCUACGACAACGUGUUCGACGUCCAGCGAGCUUCUGAGAGUGAAGAUGGGCCCGAGUCACAGGGGCUUCUGGACCACCAGGACGUCUCCUCAGCUCUGGACAGCGUGUUGGAGAGAAUCAGCGGGCUGCAGCAGCUGCUCUCGUCUUGGUCAGAUGAGCUUUCUGAAGAAGACGGCCUGAGAGGAGACGACUUGUCGUCCUCUUCUUCUCUGGAGGAGCCUGUCACUGACGGAGAGCUUGCCACCGGACCUCAACGCAGCAGAGGAAACCAGUCCGUGGGUUCAGAAGUGGACCGCCUGUCCGUCACCCAGAUGAUGCUGCUGCAGAAGCUGUCGCUGCUCCGACUGACCGCCCUGAUGGACAAGCACUCGCCAGCCAGCAAGCGAGGAUGGAACUGGACUCUACCCAAACCACUCAAGAAGGAUCAGCAGUCGGAGGUGAAAGGCACUCGGGUGUUCGGAGCUCCCCUGCAUCUCAGUGUGAAGAAGAGUGGAGAACCACUUCCCCAGGCGGUGAUGGGAGCUCUGGAGUACCUAAGGACUGUGGGGUUACACCAGGUGGGUCUCUUCAGGAAAUCUGGGCUCAAGUCUCGAAUCCAGACCCUGCGUGAGCAGGUGGAGUCGGAUCCUGAGGUGUCAUUCCACGGUCACUCUGCCUACGAUGUGGCCGACCUGCUGAAGCAGUACUUCAGGGACCUGCCCGAGUCCCUCUUCACCAGUAGACUCUGCCAGACCUUCCUCCACAUCUACCAGUAUCUCCCCAAAGACCAGCAGCUGGAGGCCACUCAGGCGGCUAUCUUGCUGCUCCCAGACGAGCACCGGGGGGCGCUGCAGGUGCUGCUCCACUUCCUGUCUGACGUCGCCAGCAUCCCAGAGAACCAGAUGACCUCCACAAACAUCGCUGUCUGCUUGGCACCUUCGCUCUUCCACCUGAACACAACGAAAAGAGACCCCUCCAGGUCACGUCACAGGAAGUUGAGUCUGGGUCGCCCAGACCAGCGGGACCUGAGCGAGACCCUAGCUGCCACUCAGGGUCUGGCCUUUAUGAUCAGCGAGGCGGAGCGACUCUUCCAGCUUCCAGAGUUCUGGCCCGGUGACUGUUCCGACUCUGCGGCAUCGAUGGGCGCUCAGGAAGAGCAGCUAACACAGCUGCAUGAGAACACUCAGAUACUCCUGGAUGAUGCUGAGGAGAAGAGCCCGGGCUGGAGGAGCCGGGUUGCUCCAGAACACAUAGAACUCUCCUUUAAGAAGGUGGACGACAGCUGCCCCCUCUGGCUCUGGAGAGGUCGUCUGGAGGUCAAGGCCUCAACACAGGUUCUGAUCCAGAAGCUGCUGAAGGAGCCAAACUUCUGGGAUUGUGGAGUCGGUCAAGCUACAACAGUGACAUCUCUGUCGGAAAAUGCAGAUGUGAUCCUGGUGCACCAGGCUCACGGCGCCCGCUGGCGCCCUCUGCAGGAGCAGCUGCUGAUCAGGACCUGGAGGUCAGAAGGCCCUGGACCUUUGUUCAUUUCCUGCGAGUCCACAGAGCAUCUUGAGGUUCCUCAAGAGGGCGUCAGAGAGCACAUCUACUCCUGCCUCUUCCUGCUGGAGCCCACUGACACAGGAACCACCCUGCUGACCCACAUCUGCCGGACUGACACCAGGGGGCGCUCUCUGGAGUGGCACUGCAGAGUGAGCGGUCACCACCUUGCUGCCGGACUCCUCGCGAUCAGGGACUUUUUCAGAGACGACAACCAAGAGGCCUGAGUUUCUGUUCUGAUCCUGCAACGCCAGCUCGGACUCCUCACCGUCUCCCUGCUGAGACACAUUUGCACACUAGACGACGACAACCUUCUGGGACAGGAUCACUUAGACUCAAACCUUCUGACAGGAGGUGGAAGAAGCAGACAUCAGUGUAUCAUGAUUUAAUUUUAAAAAAAGAUUUGCUCUUCAUUGUUUCAUCUGGGAAGAGGGGAGCUCAGAGGAACCUUCGGGCGGCUGUGACACAUCACAUCCUGCUGACAGGGUUCAGUCCCAGGAUCUCAAAUCCCUUCGCCAUGACGGAGGCAGUGGCCUCACAGAGGAGCAUCCUCCACAUGUUGAUCUUCACCACCUCACCUGCACGCACACAAAAAUGAUGUACACAAGCAUGACAGCAGGGGGACCGAUGAGUAAACAUGUA
Messenger RNA from Synchiropus splendidus (mandarinfish), 3515 nucleotides. RefSeq names its product rho GTPase-activating protein 7. Gene Ontology annotation, biological process: signal transduction; regulation of Rho protein signal transduction; actin cytoskeleton organization. The record is from RefSeq and is a predicted model, not a curated record. The coding region runs from base 269 to 3100 and encodes 943 amino acids. Gene Ontology annotation, molecular function: lipid binding; GTPase activator activity; protein binding. The transcript has 16 exons. NCBI's taxonomy places the organism in Eukaryota, Metazoa, Chordata, Actinopteri, Syngnathiformes, Callionymidae.